This is a messenger RNA of Mycosarcoma maydis (corn smut), 1854 nucleotides long. RefSeq lists its product as uncharacterized. NCBI's taxonomy places the organism in Eukaryota, Fungi, Basidiomycota, Ustilaginomycetes, Ustilaginales. The record is from RefSeq and is a predicted model, not a curated record. Gene Ontology annotation, molecular function: acid phosphatase activity. The transcript has a single exon. Bases 1 to 1854 code for a protein of 617 amino acids.
AUGCCGGCUAUUACUCAGAGCCUUGCCUUUAUCGGCGCAUCUGGAGCGCCCCCACCCCAUCUCCCGAGCACCUUGGUCUUGCCACCUGACAUUUUCCACAAUCUUGGUCACUACUCCCCCUGGUUUCCCGCUAAUGCCCUGUCGCAACAGGUCGACAACCAUGAUGAAUGCGAGGUAACCUUUGUUAGCCAGCUCGAACGACACGGCUCCCGUUACCCGACCGGUGGCGCAUUCAAGGAACUGCGCAAGACGCUUCAACAGAUCGCUUCGCAUCUAAAGCAUGUACCUGAUGCAGGCCAGAACGUUGCACCUACCGAAGCGCUCGAGCCGCAGCUCCAAUGGCUUCGUCACUGGGUUGAUACCAAAAAGACGGAAGAUGGCGGCCUGCGCAAUCGUCUCGGCAACUCGGAGCUGACGCCAUACGGUCAAUUCGAAGCUUAUUCUUCAGGCAGACGCUUCUAUGAACAGUAUGCACACCUUUUUGAAGCGCAGCACGUUCAGGUCAACGCCGACUACAACGUCGAGCUGAAUCAUGCAAGCUCCGCUCUCGAGUCUCUCUGCAGAACGUCCGAGGUAUCUUCCUCCUCCGGCAUCUGGACUGCGGCACAUCUCUUCUCCCGCGUUCGUCGAGCCGUAUGUCGCCUCCUGGACUCAGGCUCAACCGCCGAUUCGGCGCAGCUAGGUCAGCAACUCGCCAAACGUCCCUUCGUUCGUGCAUCAGGAGCCGAUCGCGUCAUCACUACCUCCCGCUUCUGGCUCCAGGGCUUUGCGCAUUCUCCUGACAAACCAUUCCAGCACGCCCCGCCCGAGUCGGCUCCAUGGCCACAAAAAGGUCGACCUGUGGUGAUCGACGACCUCAAGAGCGACAAGCCGCACAGGCGAAUCCGCAACCUUCCCGAGCCCGAUGUCAUCAUCUCCGAAGCACGCAAAUCAGACAAGCUUGGUCAGAUUACUAGCAACAACACGCUCGACGUCUACACGUGCUCAGCUUUCGAGCGUGACUAUCGCGACAAUGCACAGAGCCUUGCUUCCCGCAAAACAGCGUCAUUCUCGAGCAACGCUACCGCAUCCAUUCGGGCGCGACUAGCGAGCCAGCUCGGUGUGCGACGCGGUGGAAGCAAAGAUCGACGCGGUGAAAGGAUCCAUCUGGAGCCUCGCCAGGUGUUACAGCUGUUCAGUCUGUGCGCCUUUGAUACUGUGGCGAGACUCGACCCUUACGGACUCUGGUACAACCAACCAGAGCGCAACAAAGACGCCAUGAGUCCCUUCUGCAGCCUGUUUGAGCCGGAAGAAUUCGGCAGCAUUUACGAAAUUACUACCGACUUGGAAAAGGACUACGGCUUUGCAACACACAACCCUCUGCACAAAGCCCUCGCCACUCCUUGGUUGCGAGAGCUUCUGGCGAGGCUUGAGAACAGACGACCCGUCAUGUCUCCUCCAACGUCCAUCAACACUACCCUCGAUGAAGAUCGCGCUACGUUCCCCGUGUCAGCCGCACAAGGCCCACGCGCUUUUGUUGAUUUCACUCAUGAUAACCAGCUCGCACCUGUGAUCGCUGCGCUUGGAUUAUGGGACGAGGAUCAUCGUUGGACCACUUCACAGACUACGCCUUUCUCAGGGAGGAUGACGGUAGAGAGAUUGGAAUGCCGGGGCGAGGCAUACAUUCGCGUCUUGGUCAACGACAAGCCUGCUAAUGUCUCCCAUGGAAGCUGGUGCGCCCAUACACCAGGAUUCAAGACCUCUCACGACGACCAUCUCUGCCCUCAGAAUGCAUUCCUCGAACCUCUUCAGUGGGUCGAUCAGCCAGAUGAGUGGGACAAGUGCUACACAAAGACGGGCGCAAACGUUGAUUAG